UGCCAGCGCAUUCCCAAUUGAAAUAAAGUGACUGCGAUGCGUUUAAAGAGAACCUUCACACCUCCUUCGUCCCUCUUCCAUCAACCAGAUCUCUCACUCCCACUCCAUCUGCAUCCACCCCACUUGCUCUUCGCUUGCCCUCCCCAUAGCCUCCUCUUUGCACACAUAAACACAUUAUACUACCAGGAUGCUGCGUCUGACUGCGUGUGUAGUCGGUAUCUACUCGUGCUUCUUGACCUGGGGCUACUUCCAAGAAAAGGUCUCGACUACUCCCUAUGGAUCCGAUGCCCUCAAGUUCAAGUUCUUUAUCUUCCUCAACCUCAUCCAGGCCCUCUUCGCCUCCACCAUCGCUUUUUUCUACCUCAAGCUUCAACACAAAUCCCUCUCCACACCCUCCAAACCCCUCGUCCUCAAGUACCUCCAAGUCGCCUUCCUCUCGGUCAUUGCCUCCCCCUUCUCCUAUGCGGCCCUCAAACAUAUCGACUACCCGACCAUGAUCCUCACCAAAUCCUGUAAACUCAUCCCCGUCAUGUUCAUGAACAUCCUCCUCUACCGCCGCAAGUUCCCAACCUAUAAAUACGUCUGUGUCGCCCUCGUCACCAUCGGUGUAUCCGGAUUCAUGCUCUACGCUCCCCUGGAUGAACAUAAAGCAUCCAAGAAGGCUGCCGUCGAAAGCUCCCUCUACGGUCUGUUCCUCGUCGCCAUCAACCUCACCCUCGACGGCAUCACCAACUCGACCCAGGACCAGAUCUUCCACUCCUUCAAAGUCUCAGGACAACAGAUGAUGUGCUACAUGAACCUCUUCAUGUCCGGAUACAUGACCCUCUGGCUCCUGAACCCCUACAACUCUGAGUUCGCCAACGCCAUCAGCUUCUGUCAGACCCAUCCAGCCAUCAUCAAGGACAUCAUCAUGUUCUCGCUCUGUGGAGCUCUGGGCCAGUGCUUUAUCUUCUAUACCCUGGAGCACUACGGGUCCCUGUCCUUGGUCACCGUUACGGUGACGAGGAAGCUGUUCACGAUCCUGUUGUCCGUCGUCGCUUACGGACAUGAGCUUAACCUGAAGCAAUGGGGCAUGGUUGCGGUCGUCUUUUCCGGAAUCGGCCUUGAGGCCUACAUCAAGCGGGCGGAGAAACUCAGGCAGGUGGCGGACAAAAAGAAGGGUCCCAAGGACUUGAGCUCCCAGAUCUUGAGCUCCGUCUCUUCUUCCACAGUCCUCUCGGAAAAGCACACCACGGCAACACACAGAACUACCCUCGUUGCUCCCAAGAACUAGACAUGCAUUCCUUCUUUCCUUCUUCAUUCCCUCCUCACCCCCUUAGAAUUAGCUCCCCCUUUUUUUUUCUUUAUUCAAGACGUAGACGUUUUACAGUACUUUCCCAAAAAGAUAUCGCUCCUGCCGGACAAGACACAAUAUAUUUGGGCAAAGCAGCAACCGAGACCUGCAAAUGAUCUUCAAUCCAUGAAUGAUAACAAAAUUUAGGU
This is a messenger RNA of Gamsiella multidivaricata, 1482 nucleotides long. Its product is annotated as UAA transporter. The record is from RefSeq and is a predicted model, not a curated record. Gene Ontology annotation, cellular component: endoplasmic reticulum membrane; Golgi membrane. Gene Ontology annotation, molecular function: UDP-galactose transmembrane transporter activity; UDP-glucose transmembrane transporter activity. NCBI's taxonomy places the organism in Eukaryota, Fungi, Mortierellomycota, Mortierellomycetes, Mortierellales, Mortierellaceae. The transcript has 2 exons. Bases 188 to 1273 code for a protein of 361 amino acids. Gene Ontology annotation, biological process: UDP-galactose transmembrane transport.